Molecule: messenger RNA, 1626 nt
Organism: Ostreobium quekettii
Lineage: Eukaryota; Viridiplantae; Chlorophyta; Ulvophyceae; Bryopsidales; Ostreobiaceae
Source: the annotation of a GenBank genome assembly
AUGACAGACAAGUAUGGCAGAGAUCAAUUUGUCAUUCGUUUCAUGGAUGACACGGAAAUUUACUGGAAUGAUGGCAAGACUCAGCAACCUGACAUGGUUUAUGAGCGCAGAAACUGGACAGAAAGUGGUGUCCAGUGGUCUCCAUACGGUAGUUACCUUGCUACCCUCCACCGCCAGGGUGUUGCCAUCUGGGGGGGCACAGCCUUCAAGCAGCUGCAGAAAUUUGCGCACCCCGAUGUGAGGAGGAUCGACUUCAGCCCGAACGAGAAGUUCUUGGUCACUUCCUCGAUCACCAAGGACAAGGACGACCGCUUGCUGCUUGUCAUAUGCGUGUUUGAUGUGCGCACUGGCCAGAAGCUGAGGCAGUUUGAAGGGUACCCAGAAGAUUUUUUGAGGCAUGAGGAUGUGCGGGCAGGAAACCUUGUGUGGCCCAUAUUCAAGUGGGCUGGAGGGAAGGAGGACCUGUUCUUUGCAAAGCUGGCAACAUCCAAGACGACUGGACAAGCAGUGAUCAGCGUGUAUGAGUGCCCUGACAUGGGCCUUCUGGACAAAAAGUCACUGAAGCUGGAUGCUGUGGAGUACUUUGAAUGGUCACCCUCCGAGCCCCUCAUGUCCAUAUACCACCGAGAGUCACAGGAGGGGAACAUUCCUGCCAAAAUCAGCCUGAUGCAGCUUCCAGAACGAAAGGAAAUUCGCCAGAAGAACCUUUUCAAUGUCUCAAGUAUCGAAAUCUUCUGGCACCCUCAGGGAGACUUCCUUGCUGUCAAGGUGGAUCGCCACACAAAGACCAAAAAGACGAUCUACACCAGCUUUGAGUUGUUCUGCAUCCGCGAGCGUGACAUCCCGAUGGAAGUCCUGGAGCUCCCGAACAAAACAGAGAAGGUUCUGACGUUCUCCUGGGAGCCGGAAGGGCACCGAUUUGUCAUCGUCCAUGGCGAGGGGCCGCGCUACAAUGUCUCAUUUUACUCGAUGAAGGAUGAGAAGGGAAGGUUGAGCGUGAAAUUGCUGGGCUCUUUGAAGGACAAACACUGCAACGCAAUUUUUUGGUCACCAAAGGGGAAGAAUGUCGUGCUGGCGGGGCUGAAGACAAUGAAUGGCCAAUUCGAGUUUUUCAAUGUGGACUUCUUUGAGACGAUGGGCCAGGCCGAGCAUUUCAUGGCCACAGAAGUUGAAUGGGAUCCCGCAGGCCUCUUCCUUGCCACAAGCGUGACAGCAGUGCACCAAAUGGAGAACGGCUUCAACAUGUGGACAUUCCAGGGCAGGAACCUCUACAGACUCCCACGAGACCGUUUCUUCCAGUUCUCCUGGCGGCCUCGUGCUGCAAGUCUCCUCACAGCUGAGCAAAACGAAGCGAUUCGCAAGAACCUGCCAGACAAGAUCAAGGAAUGGGACAGAGAACAUGUUGCUAGGGCGGAGGAGGCCAACAGAGAAGUUUUGGAGAAGCGUCAGCGCCUCAGGGAUGAGUGGAAGGCCUGGGUGGAGUCAACAGCAGAGUGGGUUGCGCAGCAACAAGCCUUCAAGAAGGAGAUGAUGGGUAACAAGUACGCAGAGAGGGAAUUCAAGAUGGUCGAGGUAACUCUCACGGAGACCAUCAGUGUUCAAGAUGAGAUCUACAAAGAAGUGUGA